Molecule: messenger RNA, 237 nt
Organism: Brenthis ino (lesser marbled fritillary)
Lineage: Eukaryota; Metazoa; Arthropoda; Insecta; Lepidoptera; Nymphalidae
Source: the annotation of a GenBank genome assembly
AUGAGUCGUAAAGAAGCACUUUCUUCAUUCAUUCAGCAAAUUCACGGCCGCCCGGUUGUAGUUAAACUUAACAGCGGCGUUGAUUACAGAGGAGUUCUUGCGUGUUUAGAUGGCUACAUGAAUAUAGCACUUGAACAAACUGAAGAAUAUGUCAAUGGUCAGCUAAAAAACAAAUACGGUGAUGCAUUUAUAAGAGGGAAUAAUGUACUUUAUAUCAGUACACAAAAAAGAAGAAUU